UUACAAUAAACCAUUCACUUUAAAAGCACAAGUUUUUUUUUUACACGCACCCGCAAUUUUUAAAAAUAAAAAUUAAAGUUCAUGAAAAAAUAAUAAACCGGCGACGAUUCGCAUAAAAAUAAAAAAAAAAAAGAAGUAAUAAAAUAAAAAUUUACUUUUAUCAUACUUGUACUUAAUAUAUAUUAAAGUAAACGCCAGUUUAAUUGUAAUCUCAACAAAUGAGUUUUUACGACGCUAUAAAUUACGUAGUAUUUACUAACCCAUUGAGUUCAACUGCUGGAUCAUUAGUUAGAUCAACAGCAGAUGCUAUUGUCAGUUAUUCUGGAAUAACUCCCAAAGUUGAAUACAAAAUGAUCCCACCAGAACCUCUGUGGAAAUUAGCAGCAUCGUCUGGACCGUUUAUAAGACUUGCUGGUAUUAAUGGAGCCGCUGCUGUUAUUCUUGGAGCUUAUGGCGCUCACAGAAAGUUUUCAGAUGAUAAUUUAAAACAAGUAUUCGAAACAGCAAAUCGUUAUCAUUUUUAUCACGCGCUUGCCAUGCUGGGUUUAUCACUUUGUCGGGCGCCGAUGGUGACUGCCGCAUUCUGGUUAUCCGGAACGAUGAUGUUCAGCGGAAGCUGUUAUUUUUACGCGUUUACUGGAGAUAAACGUUUAAGCAAAAUAACUCCAUUUGGCGGCACGUGUUUCAUCCUCGGAUGGCUGACCAUGUGCAUUUAAAUGUCACUUAUACUUAUCAAUUAAAUAAAUAUAUGUAAUAAAAGCUUGUAUUUAAAGAGGAUAAAUAGGCGUAUUAAAAAUAUUUUGUUUAAAAUAUAAUUAUAUAAAUUUUCAUAGUUUAUUAAUUAUUAUUUCCAGGAUAAAAGAAAUAUAAUUGUUACCUUUUUUAUAUUUGUUUAAUUUAAAUUUAAAAAAUUAUCAUAACACAGUAAGUUUAAUAACAAAAUAAUAAAGCAAAUUAACAUCGUCAGACGUUAAAAGAUGAUUAAUGUAUCAUGGCAAAGUGUUUAAUUAUUAAAUAAAAGUAAUUAUAAAAUA
Messenger RNA from Microplitis mediator, 1034 nucleotides. Its product is annotated as transmembrane protein 256 homolog. The transcript has 4 exons. The record is from RefSeq and is a predicted model, not a curated record. The coding region runs from base 219 to 716 and encodes 165 amino acids. Lineage: Eukaryota; Metazoa; Arthropoda; Insecta; Hymenoptera; Braconidae.